Molecule: messenger RNA, 3642 nt
Organism: Amorphotheca resinae ATCC 22711
Lineage: Eukaryota; Fungi; Ascomycota; Leotiomycetes; Helotiales; Amorphothecaceae
Exons: 3
Coding region: 1-3642 (1213 amino acids)
Biological process (GO): mitotic chromosome condensation; mitotic cell cycle; meiotic chromosome condensation
Cellular component (GO): nucleus; condensed chromosome, centromeric region
Molecular function (GO): histone binding
Source: RefSeq, a predicted model, not a curated record
AUGGAUACCAUUACUUUUGAUAUCAACGAUGCCUUGAAACAUUAUAUGAGCGAUCCUGCGACCAUCUCCACGCCUGAAGCCGACUCGAAUCUCGUCGAUUGCGAAAACGACCCGGAAUCCCUCACCAACUCCCUGAUCAACACGGUGCUCAACCCCAUAGUAGACUCGGUCGCGGAGAAUCCAGAUGCUAUAACAAGGAGCUCAUCAUUUGAUUCUCUUCAGUUUCUGCUAAAGUGUGCCCCAGUUUCCCUUAAGUCUAGUCAAAACUACCCUACAGAACCAGAUUCUGAGCUCUUCAAACUUUCUAGAUCAUCCUCUUUCCUGCCCACCCAUGCGCUGAGCAAAAUCUUUGAUUUGCUCAUCUCCGGUCUAUCGGCGGAAGCGGAUAUAAUCCAUACCGACCUCGAGACGGACGAACAAGAUAUUAUCGCCCACCACAAACAGUUGCUAGAGGUCUUUGGCUUCUUGCUUCAAUGGACCAUCGCGGCGGUCGAGACCAAGGCGGCGGAGAAAUCAAGUACAACCCCAGCUGUUCGGGGGAGGGGAAAGGGCGCCAAAGCCAAAACGAGUGCGAAGGAUGGCAACUGGGAUUCGUCUGCUCAGUUGCAGACGGCCUUGGAUACCAUGUGCAAGGUGCUGAAGUUAAAGCUCUCGAAGAUAUUCAUGACCACUUCUGAAAGAGAUACAUUUAUAAGCCUGUUUACCAGACCAGUGUAUAUGGUGUUGGAAAGCGAACAGAGAGUCAAGAAUACCGCGAUUCGGAUGUAUGCAUUCAAAGUUUUGUGCAUAGCAGUGAAGCAUCAUGGACACGGUUAUGCUGCACAAAUAUCCAUUGUCCAGAAUCUGACAUAUUUCGAGCAUUUGGCUGAACCUAUGGCUGAGUUCCUGCAUAUCCUCUCGGAACAGUACGAUUACCAGCAACUGAGUGACGAGAUUCUCCGAGAGCUCAGUAACAAGGAGUUCAAUAGUAAUGAUACGAAGGGACCGAAAUCAGUCUCCUCGUUCAUUGUGAAGCUCUCCGAGCUUGAGCCUAAGCUUGUCAUUAAGCAGAUGACGCUGUUGGCAAGACAGAUGGAUAGCGAAUCCUAUGCAUUGCGCUGCGCCCUCAUUGAAGUUUGCGGGAACUUGUUGGCCGACUUGAGCAAACAGGAAGAGCGUGGUGACAACUACAAAUCACAGUUAAAUGCGUUCUUUGACGUGUUGGAAGAACGUUUCCUGGACAUCAACCCCUAUUGUAGAUGCCGGUCUAUGCAAGUUUGGAUCAAGCUUUGCGACCUGGAGCAAAAGUUUCCAAAGCGUAGGCAAAGAAUCGCCGAGUUAGCAGCACGAAGCUUGGAGGAUAAGAGCAGCAAUGUCCGCCGAAAUGCCAUAAAGCUUCUUGGCUCUCUGAUCAAAACGCAUCCCUUCAGCAUUAUGCACGGAUCCCAGCUCAAUUACAAGGAGUGGAAUUCACGAUUAGAGGCAGUAGAUGCCGAGUUAAACGCAUUGAAGCCCCCUCCGGGAACUCCAGGUUUUGUUGAUACCAAAGUUGACGAGGCAUUGCUGGAUGAAGCCACUCAAGUCGAGUCCGAUUCUCCCAAAAAGCCAAUGAGCGAUGAGCAGAAAAUAGCGGCGGUUCGAAAGGCUCAGGAGGAUGCCGCGACUUCAGAAGCUAUCAACAAGCUGACUCUGACCAGACGAUACUAUGUUGAGGCUCUCAAGUUCAUCGAAGUCUUGCAUGGAGCAACCACCACCAUCUGUCAGCUGCUUGGGUCGAAGAAUAAGAGUGAAGUCAUCGAGGCUAUGGAUUACUUCGAGAUUGGUGACGCAUAUAACAUCGAGCAGAAUAAAGUCGGAAUCCGACGAAUGCUGCGACUUAUCUGGACGAAGGGCAAUAGCGACGAAGGCAAGGGUGUCCAAAAUCACCUCAUCGAGUGCUAUAAGCGCCUCUUCUUCGAGGCACCGGACACCUAUAGUAGCAAUGAUGCCGCCAAUUAUAUUGCCCGGAACAUGAUCAGCUUGACCUUUGGAGCGACACCAGCAGAAUUGACUUCUCUUGAGCAGUUACUUAGCACCAUGAUGAACGCUAAUCACAUUUCGGAACUCGUUGUUACAAAACUGUGGCAGGUUUAUGGCGUUCAGAAAAGGGAGAUCUCGAAGAGCCAACGACGAGGUGCGAUCAUUGUCCUGGGUAUGCUAGCAACCGCAAAGCCAGAAAUCGUUGUUGGGGAGAUGGAGACUAUGUUACGGAUAGGCUUGGGUGGACUUGGAAGAUCAGACUUGCAAUUGGCAAAAUAUACCUGCAUAGCACUACGGAGAAUCAACCCUACAGGACGGCAAGCAAAGGAGACCAAGGUUCAGACUUCGAAGCUCCCCAACGAUCAUGCUGUUCUCGCCAGGCUUGCUGCAAUCAUCGAGGUGGAAUCUGACAACAAGGAAUGGUACGGUGUAGCUGAGCAGGCGAUUAGUGCCAUCUACACUUUGUCAAAACACCCAGAUACUCUUUGCUCUGAGAUCCUGCGGAGAAAAACCAAGCACGUCUUCCAGAAGCGAACAGAGAAAACCCCCGAGCCCCAGCAAGCUCAGGAGGCAACCCAGAUAGAGACGCCUCCUCCUGAGUCAUCACCGGAAGCUCCUGUGGAACCAGAGAGCAAGUUAAAGGGCUCCGUCGCUUUGUCUCAACUUCUCUUCAUCGUUGGCCACGUUGCUAUCAAACAAAUUGUCCAUUUGGAGCUCUGUGAGCUCGAUUUCAAGAGGCGUAAGGCCGAGUCAGAGAAGAACAAGCCAGCCGCUGAAGCAGCAGCGGACAAAGCUGCCAAGGAAGCAGCAGAUGAUCUCGAUAUGAUUGGCGGCACAACGGAGGACGACUUUACAGAAGCCAUGGCUCACAUCCGAGAACGUGAGCUUCUAUAUGGCGAAAACUCGCUCCUUGCGAACUUUGGGCCCCUCGUCUCUGAGAUCUGCUCCAAUAACACAACCUACCGGGACCGCAAUCUCCAAGCAGCCGCCACAUUGUGCUUGGCAAAGCUCAUGUGCGUCAGCUCAGAGUACUGUGAGCAAAACCUCCCUCUACUCAUUACAAUCUUGGAGCGGUCAAAAGACCCUAUCACCCGUUCCAACGUCGUCAUCGCUCUCGGAGACAUGGCUGUCUGCUUCAAUCAUCUUAUCGAUGAGAAUACUGACUUCCUCUACCGUCGUCUUAACGAUAAGGAUGCAAGUGUCAAGCGCACAUGCUUGAUGACCCUUACCUUCCUCAUCCUUGCUGGUCAAGUAAAGGUCAAGGGCCAACUUGGAGAAAUGGCCAAGUGCUUGGAAGAUGAGGAUAAGAGAAUUGCCGAUCUGAGCAGAAUGUUCUUCACCGAGCUGAGCACGAAGGAUAAUGCGGUUUACAACCACUUCGUAGACAUGUUCAGUCUAUUGACUGCAGAGAAGGAUUUGGAGGAAGAUGCUCUGAAGAGAAUCAUCAAAUUCUUGGCUGGAUUCAUCGAGAAGGACAAGCAUGCCAAACAGUUGGCCGACAAGCUAGCAGCGAGGUUGCCAAGGUGUGAGAAUGAGAAGCAGUGGAACGAGGUUGCUUAUGCACUGAGUCUCCUACAGCACAAGAAUGAGGACAUCACGAAGAUGGUGUCAGGAGGAUUUAGGGUUGUUCAGGCCAAUGCUUAA